AUGUCCUCACCCCACCACUACUUUGGCUCCCAGUCUGGCGGCCGCGCCGUCUCGCCACCCCUCUCCGACGACGGCUACAACGACCCGAGGCGAUCCACUGACCAAGAGGACCACCAGCUCCAGCAGGACAUCGAUGCCGCGCGCCAGAUGAGCAAGGCCCGCGUUCGAGACUCGCCCCCACCGCAGUCGUCGGUCGCAGGCGCCACCGCCUCCAGCCGUCCCGGCCGUAGCCGCAAGCUGUCCAACGCCCCCCGCGCCGACGACCAGGACCCCGAUGCAGAGCCCUACUACCACGAGGGCAUGUCGCAGUCGCCCACCGCCAUCCCCCGCCGCUCCGCCCCGUCCGCAUCUGCCGCCGCCCGCUUCUACCAGCAGCAGCGCCACGGCUCCAACGCCAGCCUCGACAGCCAGCAGCACUACAUCGACCACCGCAACCAGGCACACUCCCUCAGCGCCCACGCCUCCUCGCCCCUGGCACUGCGCGCAAAGUCGUCGCUCUCGCGCACGCCGAUGCGCAGCCCCAACGUCUACUUUGGCGGCAACCCGCACGACGAGGAGCCCGACGAAGAGGCCGUCGCCGACGACGCUCACAGCGGCGACUUUGAUCAUGCCACCCUGGGCCAGCGCAGGCCCAGCAGGCACUCGAACUCGGCCCAGUCCGGCGGCCGGGAGCACGACGCCGACAUGUACGGCGGCGCCCGGGCUUCUUCGCCGCGGACCAUGUCGCGGAGGCCGUCGAUGCUCGAGGACGACGUCUGCUUCCCCAUGCACGAGCAGCACCUCACUGACGCCGACGUCGGCGGCCCCAACCUCGAGCACGACGGCUUCGAGGGGCACGAGGUGCAUGGCCACGAGGACCGCCCUGUUCCCCCGGGCUACCCGUUCUGCUUCGACAUCAAGGCUCUCGAGGACUUCGCCGCCGAGGAGCGCGAGAGGAUCGGCAUGUCGAGCUCGUGGACCAACGCCGGGCCUGCGUCUGGCCUCCGGAUCCGCAACCAGGCCGCUGCCCAGAAGGGAGCGGGCACGGGACCGGCGUACGGCUUCUCGCCGGAUAGCGAUGACGCUACGUUCUACAGCAGGCGGCCGAGGAAGCUGAGCGCCUCGGCAGGUGCGCUGGGAAGCAGCAAGUAUCAGAGGAAGCUCGCCCUCUUCGAGGGUGGUGGCAGUGCUCCGCCGCCCGUCGCGGGUGCGGGCGCGAGCACCAGCAUCCUCGGCAGCGGCUCGGCGCUGGCCAACGAGCGGUCCAAGUCGACCGCCAAGACGCCGUUGCUGGACAAGGACACGCUGCCCAGCUACCACGGCACGCACGACGAGGGCCGCAACGGUCCGGCACGGAUGCCGUCCAGCGGGGCCCUCAGCGCGCCAAACAUGGGCCGCGCGCGCUCAGGAACGGGCGCCUACAGCGGCGCCGAGAAGCCCUACCGCUUCACCUUUUACUCAAACGCCCUGCCCAGCACGAUCCAUGCGCGCCACCUCGCCGAGCUUCCGGCCGAGGGGCAGACGUUCGAGGAGCUCUUCACGGGACGCCCGUCGACGACCGACUCGCCACCGCAGGAGAGCAACGCCGAGGGCGAGAGCCGGGGUGCCAGCCGCGGCACCAGCCGGGCGCCGACGAUCAACAACCACACUGCCGGCGGCAAUGGCGCUUCGAAGCCGUCUUCGCUGGGUCAGGUGCUUGCGGGCCUCAGCCGGAUGGAGGGCACGACGGCGCCGCCGACGGGGGCCAACACCCCGCUGCAGGUGACAGAGGCUCAGAUGAACGGCGCGCGGCCACUGGGCGGGCUGGCGUCCGGGGCCAAGAACGGCUUUGCCGCGCCGGCGCGCGCGCUGCCCGGCGGCGGGAUCCGGAUGGACCAGGACCCGGAGGCCAACACGUGGUGGCUCGACGUGCUCUCGCCCACCGACCAGGAGAUGAAGCUGCUGAGCCGCGUGUUUGGCAUCCACCCGCUGACGACCGAGGACAUCCUGAUGGAGGAGACGCGCGAAAAGAUCGAGCUGUUCCGCAACUACUACCUGGUCUGCUUCCGGUCCUUUGACCAGGACCCGUACAGCCCGACCUACCUGGAGCCGCUCAACAUGUACAUCAUCGUCUUCCGCGAGGGCACGCUCUCGUUCCACUUCCGCGGCACGCCGCACCCGCAAAACGUCCGCCGGCGCAUCAAGCAGCUCAAGGACUACAUCAACGUGACCUCGGACUGGAUCUCGUACGCGCUCAUCGACGACAUCACCGACGCCUUUGGCCCGCUCAUCCAGAGCAUCGAGUACGAGGUCGACAGCAUCGACGAGCUCGUCCUUAUCCUCAAAGAGGCCGAGCAGAGCGACAUGCUCCGGAGGAUCGGCACGUGCCGCAAAAAGGUCAUGGGCCUGCUGCGGCUGAUGGGCAACAAGGCCGACGUGGUCAAGGGCCUUGCGAAGCGGUGCAACGAGAACUGGUCGGUGGCGCCCAAGAGCGACAUUGGCCUCUACCUCUCCGACAUUCAGGACCACCUCAUCACCAUGACGCAGAACCUCAACCACUAUGAAAAGAUCCUGUCGCGCUCGCACUCCAACUACCUCGCCCAGAUCUCGAUUGAAAUGACCGACGCCAACAACCAGAUCAACGAUGUCCUCUCCAAGCUCACGGCGCUCGGUACCGUCAUUGUCCCGAUGAACGUCAUCACCGGUCUGUGGGGCAUGAACGUCCACGUGCCGGGCCAGGACGACGAGGAGACGCUGCGGUGGUUUGGCGGCAUCUGCGCCGUCAUGGUCGUCCUCGCCGUGUCGGGCUACAUUGCCACGACGCGGUACCUCGAACGCAGCCGCUGA
This is a messenger RNA of Pseudozyma flocculosa PF-1, 2805 nucleotides long. RefSeq lists its product as uncharacterized. Gene Ontology annotation, molecular function: magnesium ion transmembrane transporter activity. The transcript has 3 exons. The record is from RefSeq and is a predicted model, not a curated record. Bases 1 to 2805 code for a protein of 934 amino acids. Gene Ontology annotation, cellular component: plasma membrane. NCBI's taxonomy places the organism in Eukaryota, Fungi, Basidiomycota, Ustilaginomycetes, Ustilaginales, Ustilaginaceae. Gene Ontology annotation, biological process: magnesium ion transmembrane transport; intracellular magnesium ion homeostasis.